UCUGCUUUGCUUUCUCUACUCUUUUAGCCUUUUCAAAUUCUGAUUUUGAUGAACGCAUCUGAUUAUUGUUGGGAUGUUUCAUUUGUUUUGCAAUUCAAAUUUAAAAUUUUUCGAUGACAGAAAGUGAAACAUGUUCUUUUCCCGGUUUCAAAAGUUGCAUUUUUUUCCGCCCUACUAAUCUAUAAUCAACAGCAUCGAACGGCUUAAUAUUCUCAUUCUUGAGUCUGUCCUCUUCUUCUGUGUAGUGGUUUCUGAUCUGCAUCUGUUUCUCUCUUGUGUUUGAACUGUUCUUGCAACAUCUCCGAUCAAAGCCAAUGCUAAAUCACUCGAUCACAAUGGAAUCGCAGGCAACCGAAGCACCCUGGCUCUCAGACAUUUAGCAGGAAAUGCCAGAUCCGAAUUACCAGCAAUGGGAACUAAGCUCUCUAGACCAGCUCAUAUCUCCCAACAUAUGGGAUGAUGACCUGCAUCAAACUCUCUCAUCUGAAAGUCAAACUUUGAAUCCAGCAGCGAGCAUUACAUCCAACACCUUCAGCAGUAGCUCAUCCAUUGACUCCUCUCAUGCCAAUGCAGCCAUGGCCGCCAACGAGCGAUUGAAAAAGAUGGCUAAGACUAAGAGCUGGGACUCCAUCGCCACCCUGCAAAAGUCUAUCCUUCCUCCCACCGUUUCGUCCCCGAGCAUCCUCUCUUUUGGUAGACCGGACUCCCCUGAUAAUAGCUCGGAGCUCUAUAAAAACCUGGUAAUUGCCACGGUUAACACAGAGGAAGGGAAAGGUAACAGUUUGAAGAGAAGCCAUCAAGCCAUGGCUGCUUUGCAGGGGAAGAAGAAAGCUAGUGCUGUAGCUUCAAGGCCUUCUUCUCAUAACCAAGAGCACAUUAUGGCUGAGAGAAAGCGCAGGGAGAAGCUUAGUCAGAGAUUCAUAGCACUUUCAGCCAUUGUACCUGAUCUUAAGAAGAUGGAUAAGGCUUCGGUGCUGGGUGAUGCUAUCAAGUAUCUGAAGACAUUGCAGGAAAAAGUAAAGUGCCUUGAGGAUCAAGCUGCAAAGGCAACGGUCAAGUCAACCAUCCUCAUAAAAAAAUCUCAGCUCAGCACUAUCACUACCAACGACGAAACCGACAUCUCCUCCUCCGGCGAGAGCACCACCGACGGCGGCCACUCCCAGCCGGAGAUAGAGGUGAAGCUAUCGGACAGGACAGUCCUUAUCAAAAUCCACUGCGAGUGUAAAAAGGGAAUUUUGGUGAGAGCCCUGUCGGAAAUCGAAAAACUCCAGCUUUGCGUCGUCAGCAUAAGCGCUCUGCCCUUUCCAGCUUCCUCUCUCGACAUUACAGUGAUGGCUCAGAUUGAGGAAGGCUUUUCCAUGACAGCAAUGGAGCUGGUGAGGAAUUUGAGCUCUACUUUCAGCUCCUUCAUCUCAAGGAUUUGACUUUUAGUAGUUAUAGGUCUGCAGAGGUUUUGGGUGCUCUCUAGUUCUCUCUCUCUCUCUCUCUCUCUCUCUCUCUCU
This is a messenger RNA of Phalaenopsis equestris, 1502 nucleotides long. RefSeq names its product transcription factor bHLH18-like. The record is from RefSeq and is a predicted model, not a curated record. Gene Ontology annotation, molecular function: protein dimerization activity. The coding region runs from base 387 to 1424 and encodes 345 amino acids. The transcript is spliced from 5 exons. NCBI's taxonomy places the organism in Eukaryota, Viridiplantae, Streptophyta, Magnoliopsida, Asparagales, Orchidaceae.